Molecule: messenger RNA, 1975 nt
Organism: Rhagoletis pomonella (apple maggot)
Lineage: Eukaryota; Metazoa; Arthropoda; Insecta; Diptera; Tephritidae
Gene: TP53INP
Exons: 6
Coding region: 444-1724 (426 amino acids)
Biological process (GO): positive regulation of DNA-templated transcription; autophagosome assembly
Cellular component (GO): nucleus; autophagosome
Source: RefSeq, a predicted model, not a curated record
UCAAAAUCAGUUGGCAGUGUUGUGUCGAUAUCGCAGUAACAACUUUUAGUGUCUGGAUCAGUUGUUUAUAAACAAAUAAAAUUAAAAAACCAAUACGAUAAAAAAGCUAAAAUCAAAUCUUAUACACUGUGUCAAAUUAAGAUUAGCGAUACUUGUGUGCAGUACACAAACGUAAAGGUCUAGCGAUACUUUUCUGCAAUACACAAACGUAAAGGUCAUAAUCUAAGUAUUGCGUACGUACGUGCAUAUAAGGUAAAGAAAGAGUGAACAUAUCGCACAAAGCAUAAAUCCAACACAAAUUGAAAAUACCAGGAGAAGAGUUUUCCAGCGUUAAACGAACGAUAUCAAGUUAAACAGUCCACGAAAAUUUUGCUAUUGCACCUCUCCUACCGACAAGUGGCAAUAGGCGUUUGACAGCAUCUUCGUUACUGUAUUGUUGUAUAAUGUUUAGCAGCCUUGCUUCGUUUCUUUUUGGAUCGAGUACGUCUGCAUCUACAAACUGUAUACCGAGUAAAAGCUCAGAGUUAGUAAAGGAAGGAACAAAUUUUGUUUGUGAACAUAACCAGUUAAAGGAACAUUCUGAAGAAGGCGAAACUACUAAAAUUAAUGUGCCUUCAGCACUCAAUAACGGAGAACUUCAAGUCAUUAGAAGCACUGCACGAAACAAGAAUAAGCGCAACAACAAGAAAAAUAAAAACGGAAAGCAAUUACCACCUACGGAAGCAAAACAAUUACUUAUCAAAAAGCCAUCAUCAACGGAAGAGGAUUUCGAUUCAGAGGAGAACGAUUGGUAUUUUGUUGAAAAGGAGGAAGAAGACUCAAAUGCGAGCAGGGAUAAUAAGCGGACAUCAACCCCAGUACCAGAGUCCAUAAGUAGGGCUCAAACUGAUGACUUGCAUCAAAAACAUUUUCAAAACAAUGCGCUCAAUAGUCAACCAAAGAAUUGCCAGAAACACACUCGCAUCGCUAACGAAUGUAACAUUGAUAUCAGUCGCCGUGGCAAAGAAAACGCGAAAACUUUGUCUGACGCAGACAUCGCGGAAUCACUAUACAUUGCACCCGAAAGCGAGAAUUCAGGCCACAAUGUCAGCAGUGCCAGUUGUGAUAGCAAUGGGUCUGGUGCUAAACUCUUUACAAUGGUCGAUUCUUGGUAUUUGACACCUCCGCCUUGCUUUACCUCAGAUGGUCCUAUUCUUAUGGAAGUAUCACCACUAGAGAACUUGCUUAUUGAGCAUCCCAGCAUGUCGGUGUAUCACAGUAUUAGGUCUAUGCAAAAGGCCACAGAAAGUUUUGUAAAUUUUGAUCUCAAGGAAAACGAACUAAGUCAGAUUCAGAAGCAUCCUCAAGUUGUAAAGAUAUCCCAAAUUAGUAAACAGAAGGAAAAAGAAAACGUUAAACCGUUAACGUCAUCGAAAACUAUAGUUUUGAAUACUAAUCCUUCGAAAGCCGUUAUAUACCGAAACACUCAAUUUGUUGCGAAAGAACAAGCCCCUAAUCCACGCGUAGAUCGUUGUGCGGCGGCACAGCUUAAGAUGGAACUUUUCGGGUGGAACAGCCAAAAGUGCAUUGUGAUUCGUGAACGUCGGAACCUGCGUCGAAACGCCAUCUUGCGGGCCAACCAAGUGCGUGAAAUCCAAGGCAGAGGCAACCGCCAGCGGCGCUCUGACUUACAGAACUGUAGACUUAUUAGCGGUGUUAACAACAAUCGCAAAUGUUGCUAUUAGAUGAUUUGAAAGAUAUAUUACCCACCAAAAAUUAUUACCACAUCAAUAAUCAAAACGACCACUAAAAUUUUAUUUUAAACCAAAUUAAUGUUUCUAAACAAAAAUAUUAACGAUUUACGACCCUUAAGGGAAAAUUGUAAAGAAUUUUCAUGGUAAAUACCAAACCAAUAUGUUUCACAGAAAUUAGUAAAAUAUACUUUUUACCUGUAUGAUGCACAAAUAUUAAAUAAAUACAAAUGUAUCUAGGUAAA